Molecule: messenger RNA, 9274 nt
Organism: Aplysia californica (California sea hare)
Lineage: Eukaryota; Metazoa; Mollusca; Gastropoda; Aplysiida; Aplysiidae
Exons: 3
Coding region: 152-3763 (1203 amino acids)
Biological process (GO): regulation of transcription by RNA polymerase II
Cellular component (GO): nucleus
Molecular function (GO): protein binding; DNA-binding transcription factor activity, RNA polymerase II-specific; RNA polymerase II cis-regulatory region sequence-specific DNA binding
Source: RefSeq, a predicted model, not a curated record
AAUGGCUUCUCAUUCUCUUAUCGUCGCCCCUGUCUGGAUUGACACGGACGAAGACUAAAUGCAAGCUAUUGCUCCAACUGGAACGAAGUAUAAUUGAACACAUAAUAGCGUUUUUGAAAACUUAUCUGUCGGCCUUUGCAAGAUAAGCGUCAUGGGCACUGAUGGAGCAGAGGAGGACGCUGUGUUCACCCACACUCUUCAAGGUCACGACCAGAAACUCCGCAACAACCUUCACCGACAGCGACAGCAACGACAAUUUUGUGACCUGGCUCUUCGCACGGGGGACACAAGCGUUUCUGUACAUGGAUGCGUCUUAGCAGCAUUCAGCCCCAAAAUAGCUUCAAUUGUGUCAGAAACCAGUUCGGAGCCGACUGAAGCUGAGAAGCAGUCAAAAGUUGGUAACUGUCGCACAGUGGAUGUAAAUUUCCGUUAUGAAGCCGUGGAGAUAGUGGUUUCUGCUCUCUACACCGGUGUUUUCCGCAUUUCCAAGAAAUACCUCUCUGAGGUCCUGUCUGCUCUGGAGUGGCUGGAGAUUUCUGAACUUGCCGCAGUCACUAAACAAUUUCUCGAUGGCAAAAACAAAAAACCAACGAUUGUUACUUCUGAAGAGAAAAAAGGAAGAGGGAGGUCGAAAGGUGUGUCGGCGAAAAAAUCAGCUCAGACCAACCAGAGACGCAAAAGCAAAUCAAAUUCAGACGAUUCGAAAGAUCAUGCUCAUUCUAAGGACGAAAAUAAUUCUGGGGAAGAAACAGAGGUCAUUGCUGUGGAGGCCUCAGACUCUACCCCUGUGCAGUUGGGGUCAGACAUGAUAGUGAAGUCUGAAGUGAAAGAAGAGGUUGAGGAUUCCUCGGCGCCUCUUGACACCUCUUGGUCGUCUGCGGCUAAACCAGAUGGUGCUGAAGCAGAAAGCACUGAGCCGGUGGAGACCUCAACUACAGCUUCUCCAUCCACUGCCAAAACCUCGUCUUCUGCUCGGAGACGCAAGAGAGGGCGCCCGGUCAAAGUGAAGGUGGACACACUCACAAAAAAAUCUCAGGGGAAACUGUCUGGGGCUAAAAAGCGAAAGCAGACGAAAUCUGGUUCGGACCGAUCGGCGUCCGGUAGAAGGAAGAGCCCGAGACAGCAAGUGAAGAAGACGAAACCAGAAAAGCAAGUGGAGACAGAAGAAGUAACAACAGAGGAUGUUGGGGAACAGGAUGAUCCGAAAGUGCUGUCUCAGGGUUUGGAGACGGAGUUGGACUUUAUCCUGGGCCGCGUGGACCACCUGCGUUGUGAGAAGUGCUUCCUCAAGUUCUACGACCUGUCGGACUACAACGAGCACGUGAACAACCACCCGACGCACACCUGCGGGGAAUGUGGCAGCGUGUUCUAUCGCAAGCAGAACCUGACGCGGCAUAUUCGGCAGACACACAUCGGCAACGCCCACCUCAAGUGCCGGCACUGCGACGUGGUGGCCAAGACGGAGAAGGCCCUGAGGCGGCACGCCCUGGACGCCCACCAGGAGAAGAAGCCGUUCCACUGCGACCACCCCAACUGCAACUACAGCUCGUGGAAGUUUGACUUUGUCGUCCGCCACAAGAUGAUCCACGACGAGGUGAAGGCCUUCUCCUGUGACAAGUGCGGCAUGUCCUUCUCGCAGUAUGCGGGCCUGACCAGCCACCAGAGAGCCUGCUACCAACUACAGCAGUACCUAUGUGACCUGUGCGGGCAGAGCUUCAACCACCAGCAGAGCAUGAAGUCUCACCGGCGCAGCAUCCACCUGGGCGAGAAGCCCUACCAGUGCAAGGAGUGCGGCAACUCAUUCAGCGACCACCGCAACCUGCGGCGGCACAUGCGCAUCCACGAGAACAUCUACCCGUACUCGUGCCCCGUGUGCUGCCAGCAGUUCCGGCACUCCAACUCGCUCAAGGCGCACAUGAACCGGCACAAGGACGUGGCGGAGAACUUCAACUUGGUCACGCCCUCAGACGGGAGGAACCGGCUGGGCGGGGCCAGCUACAAGAAGGUGCGUCGGGGCCGUGGCUCGAAGGCCACAGCGACGGCCAAGUCUGGGAGCGGGCAGCUGGAGGACUCCAAGUUUGGUGUGGUGGAUAAGCUCGGCUUGUUCGACAAGGGCCUCUCGCAGAUCCCGCUGUUUCCCCCAGCAUCGUCGCCAUCAUCACAGGACCUUCUUGGACACCAGGACGACUCCAACUUCGACAACAGCCACAGCAACGACCUUGACAUGGCGCUCGACCCGUCCAGACACCUGAGCUCAGCGUACGCUUACGGGCCUCGGGCUGCAGGCCUUAUGGGAGCUCGUGCAGGGAUUGGAGAGGCCGGAGGGGGUGAGGAGGGAAACGAGGAGGAAUUUGGGAUGGCCAACUCUAGCGGUCACUUUAGUGGCUUACUGGACAGGAAUUUUUACGGCCUCUACUCUUCGGGGGCUGCCAUGGGGCCACCUGAUAGAGCCCUGGUGUUCAGCGGCCAUCCAGGGACGUACAUCGCCCCACUUGAGCUGACUCAGCAUCAGCAGGGCCACCGCAUGUCUCCGAGAGACCGUUACCGGGGCAACGAGAUGCUGCGGGAGGCAGAAGGAACUAGCCACUGGCUGGAGAAGAAGCAGGUGGCUUUCCCCAUGCCGCACAGUACGGGCUUCUCUCACGGGUUCGACCCACGGAUGGUUUCCUCGGCCUCCUCCACCGCAUCCCACGUGGCCAACAGUCGGCACCACGGCCCGCCCGCCUCCAGGCACCACACCGAACCGCUCAAUCUGAAAAGCCCGGCUCCGGACGUCGCUUUUGAGAUGGAGUCAUCACCGUUCCGCUACCCGGGUCACCUUCACCCCGGGUCUCGCCUAGACCAGCAGCAAUCUCCUCAAGCCUCGGUCGACGCAGCAUCGCGAAAGCGAUCCGACGGCUACCCCCCGCACCAGGACUCUUCUUCCUCUCCACUCCCGCCCUCGACAGAUUCCUCCGUCUCUCAAGGUCAUGAUGGAGGAGGGGGCAGCAGUGGCGGCGGUGGUCACCAUGGAAAGUCUCCACACGAGCAGAAAGAUGCUUUGAAAAAGCACAGCGACCUGCUCUCGGGUGGGGCUUCUAUCUCGAUGGGUUGUGAGAGUCCGGAGGUCAAACCUCUGGUCAAACACAGCAGUAUGGUCCUCAUCGACUCGGAGGCCCUGAUGCAGAAGGUCAGCAGUUCCGCCUCCACGUCUGGUCUUGCAGCGGCUGCUGGCCUAAGCCUGAACAGCAUGAUGGCCGCAGCGGUCGGGCCGCUGUCGAUGGGGGCAGCGGCUCGCAUCUCUGUGGCGAACCCCGCGGGUAGCGAGAGCCAGGCCAAGUUCACUCCCUUGGUGCCCAUAAAGGACGGAUUAUCGUCGUCGUCAGCGACACACCUCAUCCCCGUGAUGCAGCAGAACGCUCUAGGGGGCGGGGCCACCACUGGGCCGCCUGCCUUCCCCGGGAUGGACAGAGCGAGCUCCUCCUCCUCCUCUCUGCAGAACCUCCCGAGGGACGCCAGCGGUGACAGCAGGUCGGCCCCCACCAUGGACGAUCCGUACGCCGGCUCGCAGCUUCCCCACAGCAAACAGCACCACCACCACCACCAACAUCACCACCAUCACCAUCACCCUCAUCAACAGCAGCAGCAGCAUCAUCCUCAGCAGCAGCAGUUGCAAACGUCCUCCGACAAGGGUAUUGUGGACGGCAAGGAAAAAGCUCCCGGUCAGACCUACGCUGGUUUGGAGACAUUAGCUGACAUCUGUUUCCAUAGUUCCUCCGACUGACAACUGGUUUAUCCAGCGAUGGCCCAUCCAACCAACAUGUUCUGCCUAGCUAACAGGUGGAAUUUUGUUGCAGUGCUUUUUUUUUUCAAACUCUUAAAGGAUAUCACGGAACCAUAUAGAUCUGUGUCUGAACAGCAAUGGCGUGGCACAUUUUGAACCAUCAUGCAUCACCUGGAAACUGACUUUGAAUCUUGCAUUGUAUGAAUUGAAAAAUAUCCAUGGGUAAGGAAGGUAAUUGACUUUUGUUAAGUGUCCGAAAAGGUUGGGUCUUCACACGUUGUGCAUCCUCUGUGAGAUAAGGUGAUGAUUGUCAUCCUUGAACGAGCUAGUAAAAUAUUUCCCCCCAUCUAGAUAGAGUGUACACUGACUGUAAUGCAUAGAAAACUGACUGUAAUGCAUAGAAAACUGACUGUAAUGCAUAGAAAACUGACUGUAAUGCACAGAAACUGGUUUCACUUCAACAAAGGCAAUGGGCACUGUAGAAAUCUGUUGGGGUGGUGACGGUGAAAAGAAUUUUUACAGGAAAAGAAGACCAUGGUUUAAAUCAUUUUUUGAUACAGGGUGAUCGCAAACAAAUUUCUGCCACUAAAAUCCAGGUAAAAGAAGUAUUUGUACAUACAUAUAUAUCUAUGUAAAUGAGAAAUUUGGUGUUUUGAAAUCUAACUCUGUGGACAGAGUUUUAAAACAAAAUUCUCAAAAUUGAUUCGCCCAUCUAGAUAAGAGUGAGAUUCAUGUGAGAGCCAUAUUUCAUUCACCUCGCAUGGGUCUCUUUCAAACUGCUGAGGGAACCACUAGCACAUGGAUGUUGACCUGUGAUGCUGUGUCUUUAUAUGGCUUAGUUUUUCUUUUACUGCUGUACGAUACAAAUGUAAUAAUAAUAAUAAUGAUAAUAACAACAUAUGCAUAGGAUUAUUUUGUAUAGUGCAAAUUCCUGUUCAGCAACUAUAUUUAAAAAUAAAAUAGUUGUACAUGGUGAUCUACCCUCUUGGAUGUUGGGAUAUGAUGUUCAUGACGGAGACUGAGACCAUGUAGUGAUAUCCUUCAAACAGACUUGCGCUUCCGGUCUCUUCUUUCAUGUCUUGACUGUCUCACUGACAUUUUUUUCAGGAUGGGCUUUGAUAAUGUCCUACUUAACACACUCAACAUUCCUUUGAGUCAUGGAUGUUUGGCAUAUCUCAGAAAAUGAUUAUUGAGCCCCCUGUGUUUAGAAUUCAGGGUUAGUGCUGCAAUUGUUCAAUUGUCCAUAGAUACAUCGUCAAAAAGUACAUUGAAGUGAAAUUUGCAUACUUUUUUUUAUGCGCAAAGUUGUUCUAGUUCUAUAUAAACUGUGAAUUUACAUUGAGAUCGAUGUAUUUAUGGAGAAUUUAUUUCAGGAAAUUAAGACAGACAUUUUUUUGCAAUCACCGUGUUUAAACAUAACGAGUAUAAUAUAACAAAGUUUUUUUUUAUACAUACCUGUCAAUAAAAAUUUCGUUUUUUCGAGUGCCUUGGACCAAGGUUGUAAGUGUAGUGUAGAUAAACUAUGGAUAGCGUUUUUCUGUCUGAACGACUCGCGUAGAUGAAUGCUCGUCAUCUUUGCUUGUAUUAUGACUCAUGACCCUGUCCGUCUAGUUCUGUGCUCACAGCAUAUGUAAGGUUAAUCCCCCCCCCCCCCCUCUUUUGAAGAUGAAUAGAUAACAGGAGGAAAUGAGAGAGUGAAAAAAGUCUUGAUGACUUGCCGUGGGCCCCUCGUCUUUCAUUCUGACUCCCCUCUCAAUUUUUGAGGUUUAAAAAAAAAAUGUUUUGAUCCUUGCAAGCCAGUUUUGACCAUUAUCGUAUCGAUGUGUUUCUCAUUACUCAAGCCAACAAAAAGCAAGCGAACCUGACUGAGUACGUGGAUGGGUGACACACAAGUAGAUUCAGCUGGAGGCCUGAAUGUGUACUUAUUGUUGUACAGAGAAGAUUGUCGGGAUUCAUUUUUUUGUACUUUGACUUUUUUAAUUCAUUGUAGUCAAGACUUUCCUGCUGCUAGUAUUCAUUCAGAUAUUUUAUUUUUGGAGAGCGUUUCUCAUUUUUAAAAGAAUUAUGCCACGAUGAACUAUCAUCUUGGCUGUUGGACAGUCGAAGUUGUCCAAAAUGGCCAUCCAGUUGCUACCCCAGAAUUCAAAGUUGUAUCUCUGCUCAGCACCUCUAGUUUUGAGAAAUUUGACGUAAAAAAAAGUUUUGAGUUUAACAACAUGUCAAGCUUUGUCCAAUGCACUUCUAUCUCAAUAGCGACUCCGAACAAUCUUUAGAUUUUGAUAGAGCAGAUAGACCCGUUUGUUAUAUAUGACCUCAUGGUUUUUAGUAACUCAAAACGGCCAAAAAUGUCAGGUGGAACUUUGUAAUUCUAAGGUACCGAUAGCGCAUUGGACAGUGUGAUUAGAAACUUUUAAAAUGUAUAAAAAAUGUAUGGAAAGACUUGAGAAGUGGCUGUUUGUGUAGAUGGUUUGUCUUAGGCAGGUGGUCGUUAGAGCAGAUUGGACUGUAUCAGGAUAAAAAAACAACCCAGAUCGGAGACUGUGUGAUUACACUGAAAUAUGGUGUUACUGUCUCCAAAUUAGCAAUAUGGAGGCUAGGUUACUGUAAAUGGUCAAACAUUUAUUGUUGUGAUCCUGUGUGUGCACCCAAAGGCUAGAGUUUGUUACAGGGUCCAAGUAAAGACACUUAAACUCACAGAAUCGAGAUUUUGUGAAAAAAAUAUUUUUGUUUGGCCCCUGGCCUACAGGAGCACCAUGCGAGGUUUUUGCCCAUUGGCAAAUUAAUAGGUAGAUGAGGUGGAGGUUUUUUAUGUAGACUGAUGAAGGUGAACAAGCGAUUAGUUAUGUAGAAUUACUUUGGAAAAGUGUGCUUAUAUUAAGUUAUAUUGUCGUUCAUGCUUGAAUCAUCUUGGCUUUGAAGCAGUAUAUAUAUAUAUAUAUAUUAGAUAAUGUAUAUAUAUAUAUAUUAUAUUUAGUCACGUCUGGCUUGCAUAUUUUGUUUUAUGGAGCAUUGUUGUUGUUGUUGCCCUGCACAAAAUAUUGAGGAGAAAGGUUUGAUUCCUUCAAGUGUUCCAUGAUAUUUGUGUUGUGUUACUCCUUGGGGAAGGGAUUUUGUGUAAGAAUUUUCCUCACUUCCUUUCAGGUAUGAAUGUGUAUCAGGUCGAAAACAGCAAAAGAUCUUGUCAGCAUGUUAACGGCACGUUUUAGCACCUGUGAAAUGGCACUUGCAUUGUGUGCUUCCCAAGAUGUUGAGAUUGUUUUACAAUGCUAUCAGGUCUGCUGAUGUACAGUAGUCUUCGUAACGUGGUGCUCGAGAGGGCUCCGAAGUGUGCGUUUACAAGGAACUUGUCUAUGUGAUCCUGUGCAAAUGGGGAAAGGGACACAACCGUCAUAUUUUCUGGAUAUUUUAGUGAUUACCUCCCGUGAGUAGUGGGGGUUUUCUUUAACAAUUAAUUACUGUUUCAUAAAUGAUUCUCUGGUGGCAGUUACGUCUACAAAAGUGAAGUGACUGUGUUUGUGUAUCUAAAUUAUAUUGUGAGAAGCUUUGAUUUUUAAAAAAGCAUGCGUUUGAGUGAAGCAUGUCUUUGUAUGGCGUGCUUUGGGAGGGGGAGACUACUGUAUUUAGAUUGUAAAGCACAUUGAGCUCAUUGAAAGUGGGAAUUUGCUCUGCACUAAUGCUAUUUAUUAUUAUCUUAUUAUUGAAGCAGAAAUUCACUCAGUUUGGUUUUAGAGGAAUCUAACUUUAACUUUAAAGUGUGUUUGUUAUUUUUGGAAAGAUUUUUUACUUUGCCUGUUUAGUGUUCUGCUUUAAAUAGUCAAUGAUGGUAUAUACUCGUGUUCUUCACUUUUGGUAGCAGAAGAUGUAAGUUUCAUUCCUCUGUGGGGAAGUCUAUUUUUGUCAAGUACUUCCAUCUUUAACUACUAGAACGAUAUGUGUGUCUCGACACGUUGGAAUCGGGUGCUCGUCAGAUUUUGGGCAUAUGGCAUUUAUUGGUAUCAUUUUAAAGCUUGUUCAUUUGUCCUGCUUUUGAAGACAAAAAUAGCCAUCUUAAAUAGAAGUCGAGAUAUUUUCAGUUAGAAGAGGUGGGGGUGGCCUGGUUCCAGUAGUAAACGAAGUGAGAAAAUAUGGACCCCAAAAUUUGGCAACCUCCAUAGCUUUCGACUUUAGAGUCCUCGGACACUGGUCAUUUACAUUAUGUUUGCCUUUAUUCAAUUUUUUUCAGUGAACCAAAUUUCACACAGAAAUUUGUUUUUAAAUCUAAUAGACAUAAAAGGUGAUAAAAGCAAAAAAGCAUGAAACUGAGAUAAAAUUUGCCUAACACUAACCUGCAGGAAGAUGUCAAUUUCUUCGGUUUCGUUAUUUUGAUGAGUGCCUGAUUUCACCACAGUGCCUCAUUAUGUCAUGUUCAGCCCAGAUUAACCAUGAAGGACAAUCUGACGAGGCGGAAGCAGCCCACUUUUAAGUUAAAUGAUUUAGUUUGUGUAGAUGAAGGUCUUUGGUCAAGUGCAUGCAGGACCCUUGCUUGCCCCGUUGUCCUUUAUUCGGCUUCAAAUGAAAUUUAGAUCUAGUUGAAUAGUGAGCUCCAUAGUGAAGCGGGAUGAUGUUAGCAGAGUGAACGAUUAAGGAUAUACUAAUUUAUAGCACGUCAAGUGUAUUGAAAAAAAAAAGAAUGAGGGAUGCAUUUUUUCUCCACAUGCAACGCGUUUCUGGUGAAUAUAUUUAACUGGUCUUACAAAACCGUAGAUCUGUAAAUAGGCCUACGUGACACAUGUUCUGUGUUAUUUGUGUUGUAUUAUCAGAGUAGGAAGUAAAUUCUGCGGACAAUUUUUUUCUAUAUAUUAUCUUUUAAAAAAAAAAAGUAUUAUCAAUGAUUGCUAUGUAAUAGUACCCCCAUGUCUUUGAUUAGAAGGAUUUUUUUCUAAAUUUUUACAAAGAAACUGUGUGGUCUUCGUAAUUGUACUAAAAGACAAUGUAUACUGUGCAGGGGAAUGGUGGUUAAGCAUGAGCAGCUAGGGAUGACUUUUUGCUUUUUAAACUGACUGCGAGGAUGAUAAGAGGACCGAUUUAUUUUUUGCCUCGUCCCCUUUUUUUUAAUGCUUUGAUAGCUUCACACUGCCUUUUGUUGUACUAGACUUUUUUCAGAAUAUAAUAACUGUUCAUUUUAAUUUUGAUUUUGUUUUGUUUUUGAACCUUGUUUUCAGUUUGCAGCCUGUUGAAAAGGCUGGGUAAAAUGUUAACAGAGGAAAGAUUACAGAUGGGUCAGGUCUAAUUCUUACUGAUUUACAUUCCAAGCCUUGAUACAGUCGAAAAAGCAGACCAAAUUGUCCGAGAUUGCUACCUGUUGUCGUCAAGAAAAGUCGUUGUCUUAGACAGAGGGACGUCUUAGACAGUGUCUAUAUAAGGUAAAAAGAACUGCAAGCGGGAAAAAUGGCAAGUGGUCAUUUGUACUGGUGAUUGUCUUGGACAGGUGGCUACUAGAGCAGGUUUGACUGUAUGCCGUUCAUGUUUCCU